Eurytemora carolleeae is the source of this 999-nucleotide messenger RNA. RefSeq lists its product as uncharacterized. NCBI's taxonomy places the organism in Eukaryota, Metazoa, Arthropoda, Copepoda, Calanoida, Temoridae. The record is from RefSeq and is a predicted model, not a curated record. The coding region runs from base 103 to 999 and encodes 298 amino acids. The transcript is spliced from 8 exons.
GAAGGAUAUAAAAAUGGUUUCUGUUCCACAAUUUCUGAUUUUUUCUUGACAUAAAUUGGGGUUUUGACGGUCGAGAGAACACAUCUACAAUAAUUUUAAAUCAUGUUUCCAUUACAUUCUGAUUCUAGACGAUUGUCAGUAAAUCUAAUAGAUGAAGAUCAAACAAGAUUCAGUAGACCUAGCAGUCACAGGUUUGCGUCCAAUAUGCUGGAUGAGGAGCAACUAAAAGGAACAGGACCAUCUUAUCUGUCUCUGCUCUCAAGACGGCAGUCGGAGAUGGUUAGAGCAGUUUCUUACUCUGGGGGAGGGUCUAGAGCUAAGAGUGCAGUCCGUGAAUCCUGGAGUGCAAACCGGAGCAGUUCAUCACCUUUGGUCGGAGAGAGGAGGGAAGGAAGACGACGUAGCUUUCUUCUUCAAUUCAUGGAAUCCGGGAAAAGAAUGAGUCUGGAUGACAAUGUUGAGCAUAAGUCUCAGGUUGGAAGGUCUAGUACUGAGAUGAUAAAGUAUGGUGGAGAGUGUUCUAUCAACCAUCUUGCUAGUCAGGUUGGAAGGUCUAGUACUGAGAUAAUAAAGUAUGGUGGAGAGUGUUCUAUAAACCAUCUUGCUUGUCAGGUUGGAAGGUCUAGUACUGAGAUGAUAAAGUAUGGUGGAGAGUGUUCUAUAAACCAUCUUGCUUGUCAGGUUGGAAGGUCUAGUACUGAGAUGAUAAAGUAUGGUGGAGAGUGUUCUAUAAACCAUCUUGCUAGUCAGGUGGAUCAAGAACAGCUAAAUUCCACAGUUACUGGUCGGGACAGACGGAACCUGAAGCUUGUGAGUAAGAUAGACCGUGAGCAGGUUGGAGUAGGAGUAGAAGAUGAACCCGUCCUACCAUCUUCUCAGGGUCUCCGUGAACUCACAGAUCUGAAUACUCUAGCUGAAGCUCUACCGGUGGCUAGAGCAGCGGCUGUGUUUAGGAAAAGUGCUAGUUUUCAGGGUAAUUGUGAACGAAAACCCCUUUAA